AACCCUGCGCCCGCAGGGUGCGCCUCGCCCGCGCUCGGGUUCCUCCCAGGAGGGGCUUCGGCGGGAGAGGCGGGCCCUGAGCUGCGGAGGGCGGUUCGCUCCGCUCUCGAGCUUUCUCGCUCCUCUCUCUUUUUUUUUCGGUCGGAGGAAAGAAAACAGCCCUGCGCCGGGGCGCGCGGUGGAGCGGAGCCGGGGGAGCGGGGCACACCCUCCCGCGCCCGCCCGCGCCGGCGGGAGGAUGCUCCUGAGGGGCCUCCGGCCGUGGCUCCCGCGGCGCCUGCCGACCCCCGGAGCCCGGGCCCGAGCGCGCCCGAGGCCGCUGCCGCCCCAGGUUUUGUGUGUGCAGCUAUGUGGAGAUCUGAAAUACUGCCAGUCACACCUUUACGGUACAGUGGUGCCACCUGACGAAGUAACAGUUAAUUAUAGACACGGCCUUCCCUUGAUAACUCUUACUCUGCCAUCCAGAAAAGAACGCUGUCAGUUUGUAGUCAAACCAAUGUUGUCAACAGUUAGUUCGUUCCUUCAGGACCUACAAAACGAAGAUAAGGGCAUCAAAACUGCAGCAAUCUUCACAGCAGAUGGUUAUGAGAUUCCAGCUUCAACCUUGAUGGAUAUUUUGCUAAUGAAUGAUUUUAAACUUCUCAUUAAUGAAAUAGCAUAUGAUGUGCAGUGCCCCAAGAAAGAAAACCCGAGUAACGAGCUUGCUACUGAGAUGGAAAACAUGAAAUCCUUGGUUCAUAGACUGUUUACAGUCUUGCAUUUAGAAGAGUUUCAGAAAAAGAGAGAGCAGGAUUUACUGGAUAAAAUUGAUCACCUGAAAGAACAGCUGCAUCCCCUUGAACAGGUGAAAGCUAGAAUCGAAGCUCACUCAGAAGCUCAAACUAGCGGACUGCAGUGGGCUGGAUUAGCACUGCUGUCUGUUCAGGGUGGGGCGCUGGCCUGGUUCACUUGGUGGGUGUACUCCUGGGACAUUAUGGAACCGAUUACAUACUUCAUUACAUUUGCAAAUUCCAUGGCCUUCUUUGCAUACUUUUUAGUCACUCGACAGGAUUAUACUUACUCAGCUGUUAAGAGAAGGCAGUUUCUUCAGUUCUUCCAUAAGAAAUCAAAGCGACAGCAUUUUGAUGUGGAGCAAUACAACAGGUUAAAAGAAGACCUUGCUAAGGCUAAAGAAUCCCUGAAACGGGUGCGUCAUUCUCUAUUGGCGAAUGCAAGUAGAAGAACUCAAUGAAAAGAAUUAAUCUUACAUUUUUAAACACCAUUGGAUCUUCUCAUUAUGUAUUGCUUUUGCACCUUAAAAAGUAGAUGUUUUUGAGUCCCAUAGUUCAUUUCAAUUUGACUGUUGAAUCUUUUUCAGUUAAUAAAUUCUCAUAAAACAGAA
Microcebus murinus (gray mouse lemur) is the source of this 1381-nucleotide messenger RNA. RefSeq names its product mitochondrial calcium uniporter dominant negative subunit beta (gene MCUB). The record is from RefSeq and is a predicted model, not a curated record. Gene Ontology annotation, biological process: mitochondrial calcium ion homeostasis; calcium import into the mitochondrion. Gene Ontology annotation, cellular component: uniplex complex. Lineage: Eukaryota; Metazoa; Chordata; Mammalia; Primates; Cheirogaleidae. Gene Ontology annotation, molecular function: calcium channel inhibitor activity.